Molecule: messenger RNA, 770 nt
Organism: Selaginella moellendorffii
Lineage: Eukaryota; Viridiplantae; Streptophyta; Lycopodiopsida; Selaginellales; Selaginellaceae
Exons: 2
Coding region: 30-674 (214 amino acids)
Molecular function (GO): nucleic acid binding; RNA-DNA hybrid ribonuclease activity
Source: RefSeq, a predicted model, not a curated record
UCCAGCGAUCGGCUGCGGGCUGUAGAGCGAUGUCCUACUGUUCUCUGUGGUUCGAUGGCGCAUCCAGAGGCAACGGCACGGGAUCGACCGUGGCGGGCUAUGGAUUCGUGCUGCAAGAUCCUCGCGGCGCGCCUCUCGUCCAGGCGUCCGAGUUCCUGGGGCAUGAUUUCACCAACAAUCAGGCCGAGUACAAGGCGCUCAUCGCUGGGCUGCGCAAGGCGAGGGCCAUAAACAUCAAGAACAUCUACAUCCGGGGCGAUUCCGAGCUCGUCAUCUAUCAGGUUCGAGGAAUUUACAGAGCCAGGAACCCGACGCUGCGCCGCUACUUGUCCGAGGUGAUGGAUCUACUCGACUGCUUCGACAUCUAUGCCACCGAUCACGUCCGCCGCGAACAAAACCAGCUCGCCGACGCGCUCGCGAUCGACGGCCUCCGCAAGAUCUACGACGAUUACUGCUAUGGCUACCGGGCGAUCCUCCAGUGCUGCUACUACGAUACCGGGGCAUGGAAGUACCUCCUCAACCAGCGAGUCCGGGGCUACUGGAGGAUGAAGUACAUGCUCUUGGUGAUCCAGGAUGAGUUUCCGGAUGUUUAUGACGUGAUCGAGGGCUGGUGCUAUGGUCUCGGCAUCCACGACCAGCACGAUGACAUUGCCCACAUCUUGGCGCUCUACUAGCUAGAAUAUCCUUGGUUUGAAAACAAGCGGGAAUUUAUGUUGUUCCGUAUUGUUUAGGGUUAUUGUCCCGUUUUACUCGAAUAUUCGUUUUUUGCA